AUGUCGACAAAGCAUUUACGACGAUUGAUUGAAGAAAAGGAACUGGUGCAGGCAAAGGAAGACCCAGAAGAAGAAGAAACGGUCCAACAGCGAACUGGUCCAGUGAAUCGUUUCGCUGCUUUUAUAGAUGACGAAGAUGCUAGUCAGCACUCUGAAGGAAGUGAUGCAGGGAAUCCUCAGUCAUCUGCAAAACAGAAUGUGAAUCGGCAUCCUGAAAAAGAAGGAGAUCGGAAGGUCAAUAAAAAGAAAAAUAAAAAACAGAAGAAGAAGAAAGUGGAGGAAAUUGACGAAGAACAGUUACUGGAACAACUUGUGUUAGAGAAUCGCUCACAAGCUACGAGCUCGGAGGACUAUGAACCCCUAGGCGUCGAUCAAGUAAUCAAGACUGAUCCUCGGCUUUUUGAUGCCGCUGCAGAGCUCAAAAGAGCUUUAGGGAAGAGCUUUAAGAUGGAAGCAACAUCGAGCUCCAACCGUUCUCAUCGUUCAGCUCACAGUGUGGGUAAGCUCGUUAAGCAUAAGAAUACAUGGCCACCGAUAAGAAGUAUUGGUCUGUCUAUGGAAUUAGAUCAUGAGGCUGGCCAAGAAAAAUGGUUCAAGUUCGUCCACAAUGCGCAUUAUGAGCAGGUUGAAAGACUAUGCUGGGUAGCUGAAGAUUCGCUCGAUCACAGAAUAAUUGAAGAAAUACUCACCGACAAUCCAUAUCAUUUAAAUUCAUUGCUUUUGCUGGCCAACAUUUUCCGGAUGCAAGAAGAUAUUACUCAGUCAUGUGAUCUGAUAGAGCGAGGCAUUUUCUAUUGCGAACAAGCUAUGGCGAGUACUUUCCACGCCAGUUCGUUUUACCAUCGAAUUGAUUACUUGGAUUACGAGAAUCGAGCAUUUUAUUUACUGUUACAUCGCCAUAUGAUGAACUGUGUCCAUAAGCGAUGUUUCGAGACGGCACUGAACUAUGCGAAGCUGAUUCUGACCAUGGAUCCUCAGAGGGAUCCGCUCGCAGUGAUGCUGAUAAUUGACACAAUCGCGAUCAAAGCAAAACAAUACAGAUGGUUGAAAGAUUUUUAUCGAUGUUGCAAGGACUGGAAAAAUCUGAACAAAUUGCCGAAUUUCUGCUAUUCCAUGGCGUUAGCACAGUUCUUGGAUUCAAAAACUGAUGAGGAUUUCGAGCUUGCUGAUAUAAUGCUUUCCGAUGCGAUGUGUGCGUUCCCGGGAGUAGUAUCGGUGCUUUUGGAUAAACUACAAAUCGAGCCUGAUGCGCUCGUGGAGACCCAUCGACACUUUGGAACGUUUGCUCUCAACAAAGAAUCCGAUGGCUUGAAGAUGAUCUACAAAGUCUAUGUCAGUGAGAUUGCCGAGAUCUGGAAAGUGCCAGAAACUUUGUCAUGGUUGGAGCAUAUUACAAGGCAAUGUGCUCAAAAUGAGAACUAUCAAAAGGAGAUGGACAUUUGGAAAGAAAAACGUCAACGUUUAUUCGUCGGAAUUCCGCCCAAUAUUCGCCGCUUGGCCGUGCUACUUGGCUUCGAAUCAUCCUCUUCCAGCGUCACCGAUCCAGUUCCUCCUGUGAAUGGAAGGGCCCGAUAUACUCGUGAAGUUGCAAAUCCAAAUCGACCGGAUUCGUUUCUGUCUGGUUUCUUUCACUCGAUUUGGCCGGACUAUGACAGUGAAGAGCAUCUGCGUGAUGUACUGCAGAGAUUACGUGAACAAAUGCAACAAAUUCUAUUCGCUCCAGGCACUAGUUCUGAUCAGGCGAGACCACCAGAACCAGAUGUUGGCACCUGA
Molecule: messenger RNA, 1773 nt
Organism: Haemonchus placei
Lineage: Eukaryota; Metazoa; Nematoda; Chromadorea; Rhabditida; Trichostrongylidae
Source: the annotation of a GenBank genome assembly